UUCCUCAUUGCUGAACGGAGCUGAGACGCCAUUACAGGGUUACUCUGACGGGGAUUAAAAUCUCUCAUUCAAAGGGACACAGAUUUGGUGAGUCUUGCUGUUAAAGGAUAAUUCACAUAUCAGAGCAAAUGGCUGAGAAAACUGCUCUUGUUGAAAGUUACCUGAGCUGCCAUGUGUGUUCAGAGACUUUCAGAGAUCCUGUGUCUCUGAGCUGCAACCACAGCUUCUGUUCAAGCUGCCUGCAGAAAUUCUGGGAACAAGCUAAAAACAAAAACUGUCCCAUUUGUAAAACAAAGUCCUUGACAGAUGAGCCAGCAUUAAAUUUUACACUGAAGGAACUGGCUGACUCCUUUGCUGGGAGACAGAAGAAUGAUUCACCUGAGACAGAAAAAGAAAAGGAGAAAGAGGAGGUGGUGUGUGAUAAACAUCCAGACGUCUCUUAUUGGUUCUGUAAGGAUGAAGAUAGAGCUGUGUGUCCUGUCUGUGAGUUUUCUCUCCACCAGAGUCACAAGGUGGUUCCUAUAGAACAAGCAGUCAGUGAGCUGAAGGACCAGCUGAAAUCUGACUUAAAGUCUCUGCAGGACAAGAGGGACAAAUACAAACAAGUGGAGGAAACAUACAAUGAAGUGAUUCAACACUCCAAGAAGCAGCUGUUGUCCACAGAGAGGCAGAUCAGAGCAGAGUUCAACAAGCUCCAGCAGUUCCUGAAAGAGGAAGAGGAGUCCAGACUGGCAGCUCUGAGGGAGGAAGAGGAGCAGAAGGGGAAGACUAUCAGCAGAGAGAUGAAGAUGAUUGAGGAGCAGAUCUCCUCUCUGUCACACAGUAUCUGUGCUGUUGAAGAAGAGCUGCAGAAACACAAGGUGCCAUUCCUCAGCAGUUAUAAAGCCACUCAGAGCAGAGCCAGAGUCCAGUGCUCACUGUCAGAUCCACAGCUGGUCUCAGGAGUGCUGAUAGAUGUGGCCAAACACCUGGGCAACCUGUCCUUCAGAGUCUGGGAGAAGAUGAAGGACAAGGUCCAUUUCAGUCCUGUCAUUCUGGACCCAAACACUGCAAAGUCUAUUCUCUAUCUGUCUGAUGAUCUGACCAGUGUGAGACGUGGAGACACAAAGCAGCAGCUUCCUGACAAUCCAGAGAGACACAUCAGGUAUGCCACUGUUCUGGGCUCUGAGGGCUUCAGCUCAGGGAAACACAGCUGGGAGGUGGAGGUGGGAGACCAUCCUGACUGGCUUGUGGGUUUGGCUAAAGAGUCAGCUGACAGGAAGUCAGAGGCAUAUCCUACACCAAAAUAUGGAAUCUGGUGUUUAACACAUUCCAAUGGAAAAUACACUGAUGUUGUUGGUAAGACUGUCACAGUGAAGAAGAGUCUCCAGAGGAUCAGAGUCCAGCUGGACUAUGACAGGGGGGAGGUGUCCUUCUACAACCCUGAAGACAUGACUCACAUCUGCACUCACAGAGACAUUUUCACUGAGAAACUCUUCCCAUAUUUAAAUAUUGGACUGACUGGUGAUGCUAAAACUGCUGAUAUCAAAAUGUGUCACACUGAGAUUUCUCUGUGAUGUUCAGGGAGGGUGGUGAGCUCUCAGUAACAUAUUUGGAUGUUUUAUAAUGGUGGUGUUUUGUUGUCAUUUACAGACAAUUCCAGUUUGUUCUUUGUGGGUGAGAAUCGUGUCAAGAGAUUUGAUCUCUUUCAGGAAAUUACAUGAUGGAACACAUUCCUUGCUUGUUCUUUUAUAUACAAUAUAUUUCCAAAGCACAGAGUGAGAAACUUAAAGCACAAAUGUAGGAAGAAUUAUGUGUGUAGAGGCUGUCAGGUAUUUGUUGUUACUGAGGCAUCUUCAUGUUCAUGAUGUGGAUAAAAACCACCACUAAAUAAAAUGUAUUCUUCCAUCUCU
Epinephelus moara (kelp grouper) is the source of this 1892-nucleotide messenger RNA. Its product is annotated as zinc-binding protein A33-like. Bases 129 to 1556 code for a protein of 475 amino acids. The record is from RefSeq and is a predicted model, not a curated record. The transcript has a single exon. NCBI's taxonomy places the organism in Eukaryota, Metazoa, Chordata, Actinopteri, Perciformes, Serranidae. Gene Ontology annotation, molecular function: zinc ion binding; protein binding.